Trematomus bernacchii (emerald rockcod) is the source of this 1494-nucleotide messenger RNA. It is a transcript of the gene cmc2, whose product is annotated as C-x(9)-C motif containing 2. The transcript is spliced from 5 exons. Gene Ontology annotation, cellular component: mitochondrion. The coding region runs from base 313 to 576 and encodes 87 amino acids. The record is from RefSeq and is a predicted model, not a curated record. NCBI's taxonomy places the organism in Eukaryota, Metazoa, Chordata, Actinopteri, Perciformes, Nototheniidae.
CGAAAACCAAAAGUGUUGCCAGACAGACGUCCUUCAAGUUCUUGCUGUUUUUGUAGGUUAAAUUCAUGUUAGACAGUUUCAAGACUAGUAUAGUUAUCUUAUAUUGUAGUAAUCUGCGUUUCUAUUCUACGGAAGACCAAAGCCAUACGUAUAUCUUCAGUGGUUGAUUGGGUUGAUGCUGUGUUACAUACGGUUAACGUUAGCAGAGGCCUAGCACUGAGCUAACGUGAUAAUUCACCAGCGUUUUCUGGGACUUCUCAGAUGAUACACUCUCCCCACUGCUAAGUGUCCACUGGAAAAAACAGCAUCACAAUGACAGCUCAGGAAGGAGAGGGAUGGGGAGGCAUUAACCUUUCAUCUCACCUGCACAAUGAAGAGUGUAACCAACUCAUCACUCUUCUGAGGCAGUGCCACACAGAGCACAAUGUCGCAAAGUUCUUUGGCACGUGUAACGAAGUGGACCGUGCCAUGCGUCAGUGCCUGAAGAAAGAGAGACUGGAUAAGCGGGAACUCAGCAAGCAGCAUGCCAAAGACAUGAACAAGAGGCUGAAAGCAGGGAUAAUAGAGGAUCUCUGAAGGACAUUUCAAUGCAACUUUAACACUGCCACUACCAGUUUGAAGGAGUGAGAUAAUGAGACACUGAAUUAAGCAUGACACUGUGUAACAGGCCUUCCCUAUGGUCUCAGGAAGGUGACAACUUCUGUCUCUUUGAAAAUUCAAAGGAGUGUGGAUUAUAUAAGUAAUUAAGCAUUGAGGUCUAAGUGUCAUGUGCUAUACAUCAUUUUGAUAUUAUUUGAAAGGAAAGGUUAUUUAAAAUAUGAUGUGCAUAUACCAAUAAUGAUAUGGUUAAGAUGCAAAGCUUACUUACAACAUGUUUGACUCGUUAUCACCUGGACAGACUGGGAUUUACAGCGUUACCAGAACAUUUUUUAGUAAAAACAACAUAAUCGAGAACUUUGGAUGAAAGAUUGCUGUUAGGCAGAAGCCUUCCAUCAAACUGUUGAAGUUAGCAAGACACCUCAGGACUAUUCUUCUACCAUCGUCUUGGGAUUCCAAAGCCAAGCAAAAAAAAAAAAAGAGAAAUCAGUAUGAUUUUAAACCAGACCAACACAAUGUCUAAGAAGUCAAUUAGUAAAUAAGUAAGUGACUGGUUUUCUAACCCUAAUGGAGUCUUUGGUCAAAUAACUGCCAAACUGCGUGUUUGUAGCCAAGUGACUUUAUUCAACUACAAGUGUUGUUUUAGAUCUUAAGUGAAAGCGUGUUGUUAGCAAGACACCUCAGGACUAUUCUUCUACCAGUUUCAGGGUAUUAGAGAUGCAAGUAAAAGAUGACCUAAACCCGGAUGAGCAGUGGCUCUUAAUGUCAACACACACCCAUGAACAUGCAGAGUGAACACAUUCAUUUUUGUUUGAUUGUUUAUUUGAAUGGGGAAUCAUAUUGAUUCGUUACAAGUUUAACUGCUUUCAAAUAAAGUGAUAUUAUCCUUAUAUUAAU